This is a messenger RNA of Hylaeus anthracinus, 2894 nucleotides long. RefSeq names its product condensin complex subunit 3-like. Bases 61 to 2796 code for a protein of 911 amino acids. The transcript is spliced from 7 exons. Gene Ontology annotation, cellular component: condensin complex; condensed chromosome; cytoplasm. Lineage: Eukaryota; Metazoa; Arthropoda; Insecta; Hymenoptera; Colletidae. The record is from RefSeq and is a predicted model, not a curated record. Gene Ontology annotation, biological process: mitotic chromosome condensation.
GACUGUUUACGAUCGAAUGAGUAGAGUAUCCAACAGCUGAUAAAUAGAUUUCUAAUAAGUAUGAGACGAAAAUUGAUCGUAGCGAUGAAGGAGAUAUUCUACAAUGUGCAGUUCAACAGAAAUAGUCACAAAAAUAAUUUGAAAAGGUUAAGAAAAUAUUACGAGCAGAGCGAGUUGUCGAAUUUUUGGGAAAUAUUUGUGUCCUGCUUUAAGCUUCCGCUUACUAACGGUCAGCAUCAUCGGCACAUUGAAUAUACUCUAGAAUUCGUUGCUAAGUUUGCUGCUAGCUUAUAUACAAUCACAGAUGACGAGUCGCAAGAAUCGGUGUGUCCUUUUCUCGUUAAGCUGUUUGAUUUUCUUUUGAAUAAUCACUCCGUGAAGGAGAUGGCGGUACGAUAUCGCAUUUGUCAAUUUUUAAAUAUAUUACUGUUUUCUAUGGGCGAUCAAGCAUUCAUAGAUGAUGCUCUGUGUGACAAAAUAACCAUCUCUAUGAUGGAUCGCUUAAUAGAUAAAUCUCCAAAAGUCAGGGCUCAGGCGAUCGCUGCUUUACAUAGACUUCAAGACCCUAUGGACGAUCAAUGUCCGAUCAUAAAAAUGUACAUGUUCCACGCUUCUAAAGAUCCUAAAUCAGAGGUUCGCAAAGCAGCACUGAUGUACAUGGGAAAAAAUCAAAGAACCUUGCAGGUAGCGUUAAGACGAACGAGAGAUGUAAACGAAGGCGUACGUAAAAUGGCGUACGAGUUUAUUAGUAAAAUUACUGUUAGAUCUUUGUCUAUUACGCAAAGAGAUCGUUUAUUGAACGACGGUCUGAAAGAUAGAUCUGAAAUAGUUAAGAAGUGUGUGGAAAAUGUUUUAUUGCCGUCAUGGUUAAGACAUUACGACGGGGAUUUUAUAAACUUAGUGAGGGCUCUGGAUGCUGAAAUUGGUACGGAUGUGUCUGUUCUCGCUCUAGAAACAUUAUUCAAGAGAAGCGCGUUGAACACGUUGAUAGAACAGUUACCUAUAAACAAAGAAACAAAAUUAAUUCCACUUGAUAAGUUAACUACGGAGAAUGUAUUGUAUUGGAGAUGUUUACUAAAAUAUCUUUAUCAGAACGAAUACACAGAAGAAUUGGAACAAGUUGUACCCGAAUUAUCCACGUUCUGUACAUACAUCUCUGAUUUUCUAAGAUCAAUGUCUACAAACCAAAGCGAGAUAUGGGUGAAUCACAUGCAGAAGUUCAUUCUUUUACAAUUGUUCGAGAUAACGACUACGUACGAUCUAUCCGACGAACUUGGACGAAAGAAAUUGAAAGAAUUGAUAUGCAACAACCUGUUGAGCAACUAUUGGUCCGUAAAAAUCAUUGGAUGCACAGUGACGCACUUACAAAAAGUUAUACCGGAUGUAAAUAGCAGAAUAGAUACCUUAGCUCAUAUAAUCAGUGACAUCAGAUUGCCUUUGAAAGAACCUUCCCAAGUUACUCAGAUCUCCGAAUACCAACUGGACGAGCUUAACGUACAAAAAGCAAGACUCAAGGUGAAAUUGUUGGUGCUGAAAGAUGAAGAAUACGAAGCUAUACAGGCUGGUCAGUUUUUGAAAGCGGACAGUCUGCAGAAAGAGAUAAACGCUUUGAAUCAAGAAAUAAUAAAAUUGUCAGUUCCUCCUCCUCCUCCUGCGACACCUGUCGAAGAGAUCAAAGAGAAAGACGAUCCUGAAACGAUGAUUAAAUGCCUGAGCAUAAUCUGCACUAUGAUGCAGCCUAUAAAUUCGUUGACGCCAACUCUUAGAGGUCUGAUGCAAAUAGGGUUCGACAGCUUAGAGCAUCCAGACGAUAACGUACGCGUACUGGCGAUUAAAGUAAUCGGUAUCAAUUGUAUAUUGGAUAAGGAGUUGGCGAAGAAGCAUCUCUUAACGUUGUUCCUACAGUUUUCUUUGGAGCAACAAAAUCAAGAAAUUUGGAUCGUAACUCUGAAAGGGAUCUUUGAUCUUUUAUUGGUGUAUGGUCUCGAAUAUUUUGACAUUUUAGUGAAUCGAAACGAACCUAUGAACAGGACUGAAAAAUCUCACAGUGUUAGGUUAUAUUCAGAUGCUGACAGAGAGGUUUCUUUAUCGUCGACGCAGAGGAUAGAUGAAAUAGGAGGAAAUAAUUGCAAUUUUAUCCAAGUUUUAGUGGGAUUAUUAGACAACGCAAACGAAGAAGUAAGAACGGUUGCCGGCGAAGGUAUCGCGAAGUUGUUACUUCAUAGACGGAUAAAUAGCUCUACUUUGUUAUCAAGAUUAAUAAUUUUAUGCUAUAACCCUGUGAACGAUGGGGAUUUUUAUCUUCGACAAUGUUUAUCUGCUUUCUUCAAUAACUUUUUAAUACGUGUGCCUGAGGGACAAAAAAUGUUUGAGGAAGCGUAUUUACCGACGAUGAAAUUGUUGUACACUGCACCAAACACCAGCCCUUUGCAAGAAAUCGAUCCUUAUCACAUAUCCAGAUUUAUACUGAAUAUGACAAGACAAGACAUUUUUAAACCUACACCGGAAACCUACUGCGCCCAUAAUAAUAUUGUUUUCAUUAUUUUGGGGGAAGUGUUGAAUCCAAAUAAUUUCAUCGACCAAGAAAUGCUCCUUCGAUCUCUACUGCACUUGCAUCUGAACAUAGACAGCGAUACGUUCAAAGAAAGAUUACAGAUAACUAUACAGAAAGUUUCAGAGACGAUAAACUCAUCUAAUAGACGACUAAUGAAGUACAUCGAACUGUUUAUAAGAAAAUUAGAAACUCCAAAUGUCCAUAUUCCUGAGGAUGAAGACACCGAAGAAGCUGAUGAUUGACAAUUAUUUUAUAAGUUGUACUAUAUGAAUAUAUUUUUAUUUAAUUUAGUUAUGUACCAUUGUCACGUGGACGUUUAUUAAAAUUUGUAUAUUUGUUA